Sitophilus oryzae (rice weevil) is the source of this 777-nucleotide messenger RNA. Its product is annotated as cytochrome b5 domain-containing protein 1. Bases 44 to 721 code for a protein of 225 amino acids. The record is from RefSeq and is a predicted model, not a curated record. Lineage: Eukaryota; Metazoa; Arthropoda; Insecta; Coleoptera; Curculionidae. The transcript has 3 exons.
AAGUAGCAUAUUAUGUCAUAAUAUUAGAAUAAUUUAAUUUAAUAUGAAACCCGACCCGAAGAUAUGGCCGAUAUUUGCUCCAUUCGAAGUGGUUAUUCACAAUACGCCAGAAGAUUGCUGGGUUUCAUUUUUGGGCAAAGUCUUUGACAUAACGCAGCUAAUAAGACAAUAUGUAGGUGAGAAAUGUAUCAUGCCGCUUCUGGCGAUGGCCGGCAAGGACAUUGGUCAUUGGUUUGACGAAAAAACGGGCGAUAUUCAGCACUAUAUUCACCCCGAAACGGGAGUUAAGGUGCCUUAUUGUCCUCAUGGACCAUUACCGGAUGUACCGGUAGAAGUACCGGCCACUGGGUGGAAACCGUUAGAUGGACUUCCAUGGUGGAAAGAUGAACAGUAUCAAGUGGGAUUAUUGAGCAAAAGAAUUCGACCUUUAAGGAUAAUAAAUAUGCUAACAUUAUCUGAAGUUACCAUCAACGUAUGUUGCGAAGACACACUCUAUCGCAUAGUGCAACGCUACCAGGCGUUUAACAGCGAUGCCGAUAGUUACACUUGGAGAUAUUUAGAUAAUAAUUUGAACAUGAAUCAAACACUAGAAGAAAAUGGCAUAUUGGAUGAAAGAGACAAAUUUACUGAAUUAGGUCUUCCCCAGAACUUUUACGUGCCGAGUAUUUUUCUAUAUUAUAACGAUGAUUUAAAGUGGGCUGAAGAAGAUGACGAUGAUUGAUCUGACAGAUUUUUAUACAUUUACAUACUCUGUAUAAUCUCUAUUUUAAAAUAUAC